Molecule: messenger RNA, 3427 nt
Organism: Epinephelus fuscoguttatus (brown-marbled grouper)
Lineage: Eukaryota; Metazoa; Chordata; Actinopteri; Perciformes; Serranidae
Gene: pfkla
Product: phosphofructokinase, liver a
Exons: 22
Coding region: 165-2507 (780 amino acids)
Biological process (GO): canonical glycolysis; fructose 1,6-bisphosphate metabolic process; fructose 6-phosphate metabolic process
Cellular component (GO): 6-phosphofructokinase complex; membrane; cytoplasm
Molecular function (GO): 6-phosphofructokinase activity; identical protein binding; ATP binding
Source: RefSeq, a predicted model, not a curated record
UUGGACGGGGCGGAGUCAGACCCUGGAAACUGUUGAUUUACUAAUGAUAACCUACUGACGAGGAAGCGUCACCUCAGUGUACUAUUAAACUACUUUAUUUAGCUAACGAACGGACAUUUAUUAACUUUCGCCUGGUUUCCGUGUUCCGAACUGAGGAGGUCAAAAUGUCUACAAUGGACUUGGAGAAGCUGAAGAUGUCGGGAGCUGGUCGAGCCAUGGCAGUGUUGACCAGCGGUGGAGAUGCACAAGGGAUGAAUGCUGCUGUCCGAGCCGUGACCAGGAUGGGCAUCUAUGUGGGGGCCCAGGUCUAUCUUAUUUAUGAGGGGUAUCAGGGCCUGGUGGAUGGGGGAGACAACAUCAAACUGGCACACUGGCACAGUGUGACCAACAUCAUCCAACUGGGUGGGACUGUGAUAGGUAGUGCCCGAUGUAAGCCCUUCACAUCUCGUGAGGGCAGGCUUGCUGCCGCCUUCAACCUGGUGAAGAAAGGCAUCACCAACCUCUGUGUGUGUGGCGGAGACGGCAGCCUCACCGGAGCCAACAUCUUUCGCAAUGAGUGGAGCGGUCUGCUGGAUGAACUCGUGCGGAAAGGAAGGAUCACAGACACUCUGGCCAGGCAGCAUGACCACCUGAACAUCGUGGGGCUUGUGGGCUCCAUCGACAACGACUUCUGCGGCACUGACAUGACCAUCGGAGCAGACUCUGCACUGCAUCGCAUCAUGGAGAUAAUUGAUGCUAUCAUGACCACCGCACAAAGCCACCAGCGCACUUUUGUUCUGGAAGUCAUGGGGCGACACUGUGGAUAUCUGGCCUUGGUGUCAGCUCUGGCAUCUGGGGCAGACUGGCUCUUCAUUCCAGAGGCCCCUCCUCAUGAGGGCUGGGAGGACCUGAUGUGCUCCCGUCUUGAGUCGAGCCGCAUAAAGGGGUCCAGACUCAACAUAAUAAUCAUGGCAGAAGGAGCCAUCGACAUAAAUGGCAAGCCCAUCUCCUCUACUUACGUAAAAGAUCUGGUGGUAAAGAGGCUGGGUUAUGAUACCAGAGUGACCGUGCUCGGACAUGUUCAGCGAGGAGGAACUCCCUCUGCGUUUGACAGAAUACUGAGCACUAAGUUAGGUGUGGAGGCAGUGAUUGCCCUGAUGGAGGCCUCUCCUGACACCCCAGCCUGUGCCAUCGGCCUGUCAGGGAACCACGCUGUUCGUCUGCCUCUAAUGGAGUGUGUGGAGAUGACUAAGUUGGUGCAGAAGGCCAUGAACGAGAAGAGGUUUGAUGAGGCAGUCAAACUGCGUGGAGGGAGCUUUGAGAACAACUGGAACAUCUACAAGCUUCUUGCCUUCCAGAAGCCCGCCCAAAUUAAGAGCAAUUUCUCCUUGGCUAUCCUGAACGUGGGAGCUCCAGCUGCAGGGAUGAAUGCAGCGGUGAGGUCUGCAGCUAGGAGAGCGCUCGCUCAAGGACACAAAGUCUACGCUGUCCAUGAUGGCUUUCAAGGACUUGCCUUUGGACAGAUUUUUGAGAUGGAAUGGCUCAGUGUGGCGGGAUGGACGGGCCAAGGGGGCUCACUGCUGGGGACAAAACGAACUCUUCCAAACAAACACAUGGGGAAGAUCGUAGAAAACAUUGCCAAGUACAGCAUCUCAGCUCUGCUCGUAAUCGGAGGAUUUGAGGCGUACGCAGGUGUGCUGCAGCUGUUUGAAGCCCGGGGUCACUAUGAUGAGCUCUGCAUCCCCAUGUGUGUAAUCCCUGCUACCAUCAGCAACAACGUCCCUGGAACUGACUUCAGCCUGGGAGCAGACACGGCUGUCAACGCUGCCAUGGAGGGUUGCGACAAGAUCAAGCAGUCUGCCUCUGGGACCAAGAGACGAGUGUUUGUGGUGGAGACGAUGGGUGGGUACUGUGGAUAUCUGGCAACCUGCACUGGUAUAGCUGUGGGUGCUGACGCAGCCUACAUCUUUGAAGACCCCUUCAACAUCCACGACCUGAAGACAAAUGUGGAGCAUUUGACUGAAAAGAUGAAGAAGGACAUCCAGCGGGGUCUAAUAUUGAGGAAUGAAAACGCCCAUGCAAACUACACCACAGAUUUCAUCCAUAGGCUGUAUUCAGCAGAGGGGAAGGGCAUCUUUGACUGCAGAGUCAACAUAUUGGGACACCUUCAGCAGGGAGGAGCACCAUCUCCUUUUGAUAGAAAUUAUGGCACUAAGUUGGGUGUGAGGGCAAUCCAGUGGCUGUCAGAGAGGUUGACUGAAAACUUCCGACAAGGCCGCGUGUUCGCCAACUCACCAGAUACAGCAUGUGUCCUUGGCCUCAGCAGGAAGGUCAUCAAGUUCAGCCCCGUCACUGAACUGAAGGAAGUGACUGACUUUGAGCACCGGAUGCCCAAGGUCCAGUGGUGGUUUAACCUUCGGCCAAUGCUUAAAAUGUUGGCCAAGUACCAAACCAGCUUCACUGAGUAUGUGCCAGGGGAGAUAGAGCACGUGACACGACGUUCCAUCAGCAUCGACGCUGGGUUCUAGGCUCUUUAACGCUACAGUGCACACUGCACUUUUUAACCUUUAUCUGUCCAUCCUUUGUUUCUUUGCAGAAUGCAUACUCAGAGGAAUACUUCACCCAGAAAGUGAUCCUUUGUAUAUCAAUUACUCACCGCCGAUUUACCUUGAAUUCUAAAAGAAAACUUUGUUUUUCUUGCAUGCCUCAACAACGAAUGAGGAAUCCAAAAACGGUGAACAAUCUCGAUGAAUUCAAAUAAAUGGGGGCUGCAUUUAACAUCAGCAAAACUAUAUCAAGACGUCUGUUUACAAGCUCUAACAACUCAUGCAGUCCAAGUCUCAUUUAUCCAGUUGUGUGCUCAGUACUUAACAAACACAUGCAUUUUUGCUACAUUAUUUAAUACUUAGACGAGGAGCGCACGCACUUGCCUAAGCGCACUCCUUGUUUGCAGAAAUGUUUUAAAUAGUAAGGUUUUAGUGAGAAUUUGGGAAUUAUUGAGCAUACGACUGGAUAAAUUAGUCUUGGAUUACACUGCAUGAGUUGUGUGAGAAUUUGUAAAGAUGUUUUGAUAUAGUUAUACUGUUGUUAAACAAAGCCCCCCUUCAAUUCACUGAGAAUGUUCACCGUUUUUGGAUUCUUUAUUCAUUGUAGAGGUUGGAAAGAAAAAUGAAGUCAUCUUCACAAAUCCAGUGUAACACAGGGUGAGUAAUUGUUAUAUAAAUCAUCAUUUUGUGGGUGAAGUAUUCCUCAAUGAAUGGUUUUAAAUUCGGUGCUAUGUACGUUUACAGGACUGAAGACUUUUAAAGCCAACAUUGAUCUCAGUCUUGACAGUGUCAAAGAAGCUACUGUAUGUUUAAUAAUGUAAAAAAAGUACUUCAGGUAUUCAUUUGUUGCAUUCAGUAGAGAUUUGCUACUCCUUGUGUCAAGUGAGCCUCUGUGUAUUUAA